Messenger RNA from Fusarium redolens, 1273 nucleotides. RefSeq names its product Haloacid dehalogenase-like hydrolase-domain-containing protein. Lineage: Eukaryota; Fungi; Ascomycota; Sordariomycetes; Hypocreales; Nectriaceae. Gene Ontology annotation, molecular function: nucleotidase activity. Bases 263 to 1141 code for a protein of 292 amino acids. The transcript is spliced from 4 exons. The record is from RefSeq and is a predicted model, not a curated record. Gene Ontology annotation, biological process: pyrimidine nucleobase metabolic process; nucleotide catabolic process.
AAUGCAACUAGUGAAAGAAUGACAGUCCCGCGAUCGGAGACCGGAAGACGAUCCGCGCUGAACUUUGCUCAUUUUUCAGCCACACCGCAAGAGUCAUUGGGUGAAACGUAGCGUAUCAACGGAUACCGACGAUAUCCUACGGAUACUGCAGAGUUGAUCCAAAGAAGUGAUUGAUUACUUACUAGCCUUGCACUUUUAGCCCAGAUCGCCAUUCCCUAUAAAAUUCUAUUUAAACUGUCUCUCUCCUCCUCAUACCCAUUCAAUGUACCAAUUACGACCACGUGUUACCGCAAUAUCAUCAUUGAAGCGCUUCUCAAAACCUUUAGUUGCCUCCUCUUUAUUGCUCAACUCAAAUCUUACACCUCGCUAUCCUCACUUUGCCAACCACAACCCCAGCCUCAAUAUUCAGACUCAUACCAAAUUCACUAUGGGCAGUACUCAGGACAUGAACCCGGGAAAGCCGGUCCUAUUUUUCGAUAUUGACAACUGCCUCUAUCCGAGGAGCUCAAAAGUCCAUGACAUAAUGGCUAAACUCAUCGAUGAGUACUUCUCUAAACACCUGGAGAUUCCAUGGGACGAAGCAGUGAAACUCCACAAAGAGUAUUACACCAAUUACGGCCUCGCCAUUGAGGGGCUGGUGCGCCAUCACCAAAUCGACCCCUUGGAUUACAACGCCAAAGUGGACGAUGCUUUACCCCUCGAAGGAAUCAUCAAGCCCAACCCUGAGCUACGCGAACUCCUUGACGACAUCGACAAGUCCAAGGUUACUGUAUGGCUUUUCACCAAUGCUUAUGUGAACCACGGAAAGAGAGUUGUUCGCCUCUUGGGCAUCGAGGACAUCUUCGAUGGUCUCACAUACUGCAACUAUGCGGAACAACCGUUACUCUGCAAGCCGGACCCCCGCAUGUACGAGAAGGCCAUGCGCGAAGCACGCGUCGAGCGUGUGGAGGAUUGUUACUUUGUUGAUGAUUCUGCCUUGAACUGCACAGAAGCCAAGAAAUUUGGUUGGACGGCUGCUCAUCUCGUUGAGGAGGGAGUACCAGCUCCAAAAACCCCUGCUUCGCAAUACCAAAUCCAGCACCUACGAGAGCUAAGGAACGUCUACCCGCAGUUCUUCAAAUCUACUUCAAACAAGGCAUAGAUUACGACAUUUGAGGUCGGUUACGAAAUAGAGAGGAUUAUGAGGCAUGUGAUAGAGUUUUAGACGGUGGCGUUCAAGGCGCUCACUCGGCUGAGAUACCUUUGUAUUAUGGUUUUUCAACAAAAAUAAUAA